Capsella rubella is the source of this 751-nucleotide messenger RNA. RefSeq lists its product as uncharacterized. Gene Ontology annotation, molecular function: fatty acyl-CoA hydrolase activity. The coding region runs from base 52 to 540 and encodes 162 amino acids. Lineage: Eukaryota; Viridiplantae; Streptophyta; Magnoliopsida; Brassicales; Brassicaceae. The record is from RefSeq and is a predicted model, not a curated record. The transcript is spliced from 3 exons.
GUUUGAUUUAAAUAGCAAAAAGCUUCUCUUCAUUCCCAAAAACUAAAAGAUAUGGAAGAUUCAUGCAUCAUCAAAACGAGAACGUACUUAGAAGAGCUAGCCAAGGAUAAAAGCCAUUCCUACUUUCCCAGUUUCAUCCUCGAAGGUCUUCAAGUCAUCCAUGUUGCAACAGGGUUCGUUCAGUGUAAAUUGACCGUUACACAUCACGCUUUGAAUGAAGAUGGGAAUUUUCACACAGCAGCAAUAGGUGCGCUAAUGGAGUUGAUGGGAGCAACCGCGGUGUACUCAGUUGGAGGAUCUCAUGCCUCAGUUGAUCUCAACUAUUCAUUUUACUCGACCACCGCCAAGAUUCAAGAAGAAGUAAAGAUGGAAGCAAGAUUAGUAGGUAAGAGGGAAGAUCUAAACUCAGCAACAAUUGAGAUUCGAAGAGAUUACGAUGAAGAACUCAUAGCCACAGGUAGAUUAUGGAUGAGGCUAUUGGCGACACCAAUGAACCUAGAUGUCAAACACAAUGGUGUCGAUCAAGUUAGCAAGCUUUAAUGGCGGCUCCAACCAAAUCCAAUAUUUACCCAAUACCCAAUAUAUGAACCAUGUCCUAUGCAUACAACUGCAAGUGGUAUGUAAGAUAUAUAAUGUGUUUGGACAUUACAUCAAUGUUAGACUAUUACAUCAAUGUUACAUCAAUGUUAAUGUGUUAGUACUCUUACAUAUACAUCAAUGUUAAAUAUAUGUUACGUCUUUAUUGAUUCUA